CAGUAACACCACAACUACAUAUUUCAAGAUGGCCGCGCCCGUAAUUGAAACAUGCCAUGUAGCUUGCUGUGCAAAUAGGACUCCGAAUGUGGUUUCUUGGGGUCGUGGCGGGAUCAUUGCCUUUGGGACGUGCACCUCCGUAGCGCUGUACGACCCGCAGGAAAGGAGAGUCGUUGCUGUGUUGAAUGGACACACGGGAAGAGUGAACACGGUCCAGUGGGUUCACAGAGACGACUGUGCUCCCGAGAGUCAUCUCGUCUCAGGAGGCUCUGACAACCGGCUCAUCGUCUGGGAGUGUCGGAAUGGAAAGUUUGUCCAGGUGGCGGAGUGUAAAGGCCACACUGGUCCAGUUUGUGCCGUGGACGCCAUCUACGUGGAGGACUCCGAGAUCCUGGUGGCCUCCUCAGCAUCGGACUCCACGGUCCGACUGUGGCUCUGCAACCAAGCCGUUGGAGCUCAGUGCCUCCAUACCGUAUCAUUUGGCAGCAGUUUCGUGAUGGAUGUCUCUCUGGCACUGUUGCCAGGCAGCAGAGUUCCCAUACUGGCCUGUGGGGGUGAUGACGCUCAAGUGCAUCUGUAUGUGCAGUCUAACGGAGGGCAGCUUCAUAAAGCCAAGUCACUGCAAGGGCAUGAGGACUGGAUUCGUGGAGUGGCCUGGGCUUCUCUAGGUGGAGAGCUGCUAUUAGCCAGCUGUUCCCAGGACUGCCUCAUCAGAGUGUGGCGGCUGUGUGCCAAGUCCGGGACGGACGCCCACAUAGAGGACGAUCACACCACCAUCCGAAUGAAAGAGGAUGUUUUUGAAGUGAAGGAGAGAGACGUUUCCUCAGUGUUUGCAGUGUCCCUUGAGACGGUCCUGGCAGGCCAUGAGCACUGGGUCUAUGGUGUCCACUGGCAGCCCGCGCUCUACAAAGGUGGUGAGCUGCAACAGCCUCUCGGGCUGCUCUCAGCCUCCAUGGACAAGACCAUGAUCAUCUGGGCCCCCGAGGAGGGAUCCGGAGUCUGGGUGGAGCAGGUGCGCGUCGGGGAGGUCGGUGGCAACACUCUGGGUUUCUACGGCUGCCAGAUGAGUCCGGACGGCUCCAUGAUUGUGGCUCACGCUUUCCACGGAGCACUGCAUCUGUGGUGCAAAGAACAGGACAAAGAGGGACAAUGGAGGCCGGGGGUUGUGAUAUCGGGCCACUUUAAUGCCGUCCAGGACCUGAGCUGGGAUCCUGAGGGCGAGUUCAUCCUAAGCGUGGGCUCAGACCAGACCACGAGACUCUUCACUCCAUGGAGGAACCAAGAUACCCGGCAGGCAACCUGGCAUGAGAUCUCACGGCCACAGAUCCACGGGUACGACAUGCAGUGCCUGGCAACGGUCGGAAGGUUCCAGUUUGUGUCCGGAGCCGACGAGAAGGUCCUGCGAGUGUUUCAAGCGCCUCGUAAUUUUGUGGAGAAUUUUGCCAACAUCUCUGGGACCUCAAGAGAGAAACUGUUUGCGUCGAGUGACUCUGCCAACCUUCCAGAAGGAGCCAGCACACCUGCUUUGGGUCUGUCCAACAAGGCUGUAUUUCAAGGUGACCUUGCCCCAAAGAACAAGGAAGAAGAGGGGCAGUUCAGCAGCGUAUCCGAUCAAUACCAGGAGUCUUACUUCCACCCGCUCAUCAUGACUGAGCCCCCACCAGAGGACCACCUUCUCCAGAACACUCUGUGGCCCGAGGUCCAGAAACUGUACGGCCACGGCUUUGAGAUGUUCUGUCUCGCUUCGGACAGCGCCAGGACGGUGGUGGCAUCUGCAUGCAAGGCAUCUAAAGCCGAGCAUGCAGCAGUCCUGCUGUGGAGCACAGCGUCAUGGCGCCAGCUGCAGACGCUGCCGUGCCACACGCUAACCGUCACCCAGAUGGCCUUCUCCCCCGAUGCACAACUCCUCCUGGCGGUUUCCCGGGAUCGCACGGUGUCUUUGUGGAGACGGAACCCUCUCACACCGAAUAGUCCAGAUCCUCUGUUCUCGCUGCACGCACAUACGGGGAAGGACACGGCCAUACACAGCCGGAUCAUCUGGUCAUGUGACUGGAGCCCAGACAGCAAAUACUUUGUGACGUCCAGUCGGGACAAGAAGGUGAUUGUGUGGGCGCCACACAGAUUAGAGGAAUCCAGAGACUCUGUACUUCCACCUGAGAUAAAACCGUGUUCUUCCAUCUUGGAUGUGGGAGAUUCUGCUACGGCUGUUGCUUUCUGCCCCUUUCUCUGCAGCAAUAACAGCUACCUGCUUGCUGUGGGCCUGGAGUGCGGCAGGAUCUUGCUGUACAAGUGGAGCCCCGUCCGGGAGCCCGCCGGAGGACACGACUGGAGCAGCUGUGGCGAAACUGACAUUCUACAGAGCCACGCUCUGACAGUGAAGAGGCUCCGCUGGAGGCCGAGGCCCGGCCGAGUAGGUCACGAGAACAACAGGCCGGGUGGACAGGAUGGCGGCGAGGGGGAAGCUGAAGAGAAGGACUCCUGGGUGCAGCUCGCCAGCGCCAGCGCCGACCACUCUGUCAAAAUCUUCAACGUCAACAGACGGGCUCUUUAGCACCAGCAACGGUGACACUACUGUGUCUCUCACGCAGAGAGACGCUUGGACUGAGGGCCGCAGCUGCUCGCUGGCAUGUCACUCAAACACAGAGACGGCGAGUUAAGUCACGGGUCAGUCGAGGACAAACCCCCCGGCACACGAGCCCUGCAGUCUGCCGGCACGCAGCUGAGCACGUCGGAUGGAAGGAAGAUGGUUUAAAAAAACGCCAUGAGCCGAUUGUGCUGUGAUGAUUAUUCUUCUACAAGUUAAUAUUUAUACGGGAGCGUAAUCACACAGAUUUGUUUUAUGACAAAUCAAACAUGAUAAAAAUGUAAAUGUAAUAAAGAUGUCUCGCAGUUCAACAAGUUCCGGGGAUUGUAAAAUCCAAAAACUUAAUUACAAGGUGGUGUGAGAUGAAAAAACAUGAAUGGUCAUAGCCAUGAUUUACAGGGCUCCACAUGGUACCUUUGGUUUAUUUUAGGUUCACUUCAAAGUCAUGUUGCUUUUAUUUAUUUAGGUAUUUGUUUACUAAUUGUUACAUUUCCAGAGCGGCUUUCAUAAUAGCUGAAAAUACAUACGGACCCAGCAAAGAAAUGUAUGAAACUAGGAAGUUGUUUCCAUUUUUGGGGGGUUGUUACUCUGAUCUGCAGUCAUUGAUCACCAAUCGUAUUUCUACUGAAAAAUAUACAUUAAAGGGGAAAAAUGGCCAAUUUUUUUUUAUCCUGUUCUCUUGCACCUUGUUAUCCUUAUUCAACCCUCUUUUUUGGAAACAUGAAUUUGAAGAUUGCAAGCAGUAAAUAAAGUGCCUUGUUUGUUACAGGCAGUAGCUUAGGAUCAAUCAAUUUAGGACUCCAGUUAUCGAACACGGCAGCUUAAAUAGAUCACGCUACGCCUGCUUUUGGAGGCUCUGCGGAAUUCUCAAGGGCAGAGGAAGCGCGUCGUAUAUCUAGUAUGGGCUCAGCUGAGUGUGCCAUCGUUAUGUCAGCCAUAAAUUAACCUGCAAGGGAUCGUAACUGCUGCCCAUAACUCACUCUAAUCACGUGUCCUGGUCUGGAUGGAGACAUCAGUCGACCGCUCUCCGAGAAAUGGCUGUUUUUAGGUGAGAUGAGGUCUUGGGACAGUCCGGCCGUACAUCAAGGGAUUACCCACCUAACGGAUGCCAGAGUGUAAUAAUCCAAUCACUAUCAGGAACAUCUCAAUUUAAACUGGACUAAUCACCUUGGUUGAGCUUUACAUCGACACAUUUUGUGUGAGGAGCUGAGAUACGUUUCCUCCUUUUGUCCUCCAAUGCGCUCAAGACUACUUUUCUUUAUAAGUGUUUAUAUUGACAUAAUUCUAAGUAGGGAUCACAUCUGGAAACCCGCAAUUUUGGUUGCUGGCUUAUCACAGUUAUUUAAAAGUGUAUAGCCCAUCAUAAAGUACAGUUGUGACAUGAAGCUGUCUCAGAAGCUCUUCUGAACUUGACGUGUAUCCCUCUUCGUCUCAAUCCUCACAACAACGGGGCCCAAACGUGCAUCUGUGUACAGAUACUCUACAUUGGCUGUAAACUUGCCAUCCUGGUCUUCAACCAAGCCUCUUUUUCUCCGAGGGGCCAUCACAUGUGACACCGGGGGUCAACUUAAUCAACCCGCCUUUUAUUUGCACUGCGUGAUCCCGCCGGGACAAGAGGGAAGGUCACGCAGCAUCCACGCACACUGCAGCCGGGCAGAGUCUGCGCUUAUCAAGCCGCAGCAGAGGCGUCGCGGUUUUAAAGGUUUGCUUGAUUCCGUACUGAGAUGUAUGAACAAUAUUUAAAUAAAGGAAAUGGGGAAACAGC
Gasterosteus aculeatus aculeatus (three-spined stickleback) is the source of this 4349-nucleotide messenger RNA. RefSeq names its product elongator acetyltransferase complex subunit 2 (gene elp2). The record is from RefSeq and is a predicted model, not a curated record. Gene Ontology annotation, molecular function: protein binding. Lineage: Eukaryota; Metazoa; Chordata; Actinopteri; Perciformes; Gasterosteidae. Gene Ontology annotation, cellular component: elongator holoenzyme complex. Gene Ontology annotation, biological process: tRNA wobble uridine modification.